Molecule: messenger RNA, 2300 nt
Organism: Paramecium octaurelia
Lineage: Eukaryota; Ciliophora; Oligohymenophorea; Peniculida; Parameciidae
Source: the annotation of a GenBank genome assembly
AUGAGUCAAUUCGAAACAAAUUCUUAAAGUUAAAUUCCAUUCCAGGAAAGAAGCAAGCCUAAUUCUAAUCGCCAAUUAGGAGUAUCCAAUUUCUCAAAUGGUCAAAAUCUAAAAACCUUUGAUCAAAAUGAGUAAUUCCAUUAUAUGUAACCUUAGGUUUAUUCCGACAAGAUAAUCUCAAACUAAUAAGUAAGCUAUUUAAGGAUCUAGUUACGGAUAAUAAUAGAAUAGUCCUCAAGUUUUCCAAUAUCCAUAAUUCAGUUAUCCUGCGAUGGGAUAGCAAACCAUGAAAGAUCAAGAACAUGAAGAAUAGAUACAAAGAUUAACGAAAGAAAACGAAACAUUAAGGUACGCUAGUUACAGUAAUUAGAUAUUAGUGGAGAACCAUGGAAUAGGAAAACUAAAAGUUGAAAAACGAUAAGUAUAAAAUUUUCGUAUAAUAGUAAUCAAUUCAGUAAUAGAGACAAGAGUUAUAAUGCAGAAAUCCAAGGAUUGCAGUAUGAUUAAAUGAAUAUUUUAGGGAUCAAAUAUAGCAAUUAAAAACUGAAAAUAAGAGAUUAAUGAAUACUAUUUAAGAAGAUCAAUAUUAGCUUUUAGAUUUAUAAAAAUUAAAGAAGCAAGUAGAAUUAAACAAAGGACUUGAAAAUGAGAUAUCUGAUCUUGAAUAAUAGCUUUCAAUGGCUAACAAGCAACUCUAAGAACAAAAACGAUUAAAUUCUUUUUCUGAAGGCGAGAAAUAAACUUAAAAAGAAACAAUAGAAAAGUUGAAACAAUAGGUCAAAGAUUUAACCUAAAAUAACGAAGGUCAGAGUUCUAAGAAUGAAUCGCUAUUAAAUGAUAACAGAAAGAUGAAAUAAGCUUUAGACAUGAUUAAUAAGGAUUUGACAAAUGAAUAGGAAUAAAACAAAUUGUUAAUCUAAAAAAUCAAUCAAUUAAAUUAGGGAUCUAAAGAUUAGAUUAAUAAUCUUUAAACAAAUCUUACCAAUCUCAAUUAUUAGAAUGAGUAAUUAAAAAAUUAAGUGGGUUUACUCCAAUAAAAAGAAAAAGAAUUGUAAAAUGCGUAGAAUUUAAAUCUAUAAAAUGAAGGGAAGUUAAGACAGAUGCAAUAGCAAAUUUCUGAUUGUAAGUUAUAUUUAAAUUUUAGAAUAAAGAUAAAUUGAACAAUUCACAAUGACAGUAUAAGCAGGAAAGAAUGAAUAUUCAAAGCUGGCAACAAAAUGUUAAUCCUAAGAACAAGAUAUUUGGAAGAUGAAAGAGUAAAUCAACUAAUUAACUAACCAAAAUCAAAUUUUACAAAAUAAGUGUUAUCAACUUGAGAGAACUAUUGAUGAUAGUUUAUCAAAAUCAUAAAUAUAGUCAGCUGAUUUGAAAGGAAGUCUUGAUAAAUGGAAAAACUAUGGUUUAUAACUUGAAUAAGAAAUUAAGAAAAGAGAAAUGGCUUUAGUACAAUUAGAAAUUCAAUAUGAACAUAUGCAAAGUCAAUUAAAAGCUUCUUAAGAUAAUGAAGUUCAACUCAGAAACGAAAGAGUGGCUACAAUAUAAAAAAUGAAAGAAAUGCAUGAUGACUUACUUCUGUAUGAAAAAAAAUGUGAUUAAUUGGAAGGAGGUAAGCUUAUUAAGAUUUUUAGAAAUUUAACUAUUGUAAGAGUAAAACAAAUGUAGCCAAUAAAAUCAAGAUAGAUUAGAGUAAGACAGGCAAUAGUUAAAUUUUGAAGUGAAAAAUUUGAUGGAGGAAUUACUCAGAACAUAAAAUUAAAAUGAUUUAAAAUACAGAGACUACGAUAAUUACUAAAUGAAAAAUGACUCCAGUCAAAAUUACAAAGAUAGAGUAUAUUAGAAUUUACAAUAAUAGAACAACAUGUUCUAAGAUAAAAAUAAUUAAUUCGUAAAUGAUUCACCUAAGAAAAAGGUAUUUCUGUUUCAUUACUUUUUAGGAACAAUUAUAUUAAAUAGAACCUAGAUUGAGGAAUUUAGAGGGUGAUAUUCCGAAUCCCUAAUUUAACUAAACUGUUAAACAACAAUUUUAAUGGAACUAAGAAGCACCUAUCAAUUAGAUAGAAUUUACUGAAAAUAGCCAAAUUUAUUCAGGAAUUAACCAACCUUAUACUAAUCAUUCUGGAUAUUUGAGCCCUAAAUAAAAUAAUUAUGGUGUACAAUAGGCAUAAUAGCAUAAACCUACAGAAGUGUAAAAUUCACCUUCUCAAGUUAAUUAAAAACCAGAGCAUAAGCGUAAUAAUUCUUAGUAGAUCAUUAAAAGCAAAAACUAUGAUUUAAGGUUUUAAAAUCAACCACAACAAUGA